AAUUGAGAGUUAAUGAUACAGAAAAUAUUAUUGGAGAACAUGACAGAGAAGCUCCUUUUGUUUUUCCUUUUAUUUAUUUGCUUGGCAAAAGCUAGCACCUCAACCCCAUCCCCGCCCUCCAACAUUCACAACCAAACUCAAAGUCCAAAACAUUUUGUAUUGAUACAUGGAGCUUGUCAUGGAGCAUGGAGCUGGUAUAAGGUGGCAACUCUCCUCAAGGACUCAGGUCACAAUGUCACAGCUCUAGACUUGGGAGCAUCGGGGAUCAACCCGAUUCAGGUACAGCAGCUCCCUUCGUUAUCGGAAUUCGUCGAGCCCUUGACAAAGCUCAUGGUGUCUCUACCACCAAAUGAAAAGGUUAUCCUUGUGGGUCACAGCUUGGGGGGCGCAGUCAUAUCUAUUUUCAUGGAGUGGUUCCCUCAUAAAAUUGUUGCUGCAGUAUAUGUCACGGCUUUUAUGUAUGGUCCUACUCUCAAUUUCUCAACUACAUAUGCAGAGGUUACCAAAGGAUAUGAUGCUGUAGACUCUCAAUUCAGAUAUGAUAAUGGAACCAAAAACCCUGCAACCUCCUUUCUUGUUGGGCCUAAAGCCUUGGCGACAAGCCUGUACCAGCUCUCUCCACCACAGGAUUUAACUCUAGCAUUAUCGUUGGUGAGACCUUUUCCUUUAUAUAAUUACGAUGUAAUAAAACUCACGAAGGAGAAGUAUGGAUCAGUUCCUAGAGUAUUCAUCGUGGCCAACCAAGACCGUACGAUAAUGUUGGAUGUGCAAAAUUACAUGAUCAAGAACAAUCCCCCAAAUGAAGUGAAAGUGAUAAACGGUUCUGAUCACAUGGUCAUGUUCUCUAAACCAGUGGAGCUGUUCUGCCACCUCCAAAGUAUUGCUGAGAAGUAUUCAUAAAGAUAUGGAUGGACAUGAUUAAUUCAGGCAUACUAGCUAGCUAGCCUACGUUGCAUGCACCAUAGUACAAAAUGUAAAUGAAUAAAUGAGAUUGUUAUAAUUACGAAUAAUUAUGUGUCCAUGAACUUUAGUUCAAGAGGCAUGACGCACUACUAUAAACUUGGUCACUUAGUUUAGCUUGGCUUGUGGUCACUUAGAUGUAGGCUAAGUCUCACAAUAGGCUAGCAAUAAUGUGAUUCAAAUUCGUCUUAAUCGAGAAUCGAACCUAAUAUAUAUCACUUAUAAGUACAGCUUAGAACACCACUAGACAGUAGUAGUAAGUGGCUUCAAAGUUAUGUUUUUAAUUUUUAUUUAUGAGUGCAUUUUUGCUCAUCACCCUAUUUAUCACUGUUAGAUGUGUUUGAAUUUUGAUAUUUGUGCCUAUCCACUACACGAAUCUCGAAAUUCAAACUCAUUUAACGGUGAUAAAUAUGGUGAUGAGCAUACAUCAUAGUUUAUGGUGGUGAGCGAAAAUACUCCCUUUAUUUUUUGGGUUGCCUAGCAACUAUGCCCUACCAUUAACUCUCUAUCCCAUCUUUGUAAUCUAUAUCUCCAUUUAAAGGGCUGCUCUAUAGGCACUCAAAAUACAAUCAAUUAGUUAAUUUAAUAAAAUUAAUCUAAGCAUAGAGUGCUUCAUCCUUCUACAAUUAAGUAUUUGACUUUUGGUCAUGAUGAGUUAAUCAACGAUUAAUGACAAUGAGCGAGUUUCGUUGUCCUAGUUGAGUGAAUCCCCAAUUCUUACCCUCCAUCUCUUUGAGACCUUGGCUUUGUCUUGCAUCAAGUGGCAUCAAAGAAGGUUUUCAGAUUUAUAUUCAAAAUCCUGGUGGGUGUUACGGUCUGAUAGUAUUCAUCUUCAUUUGUAAAUAAGAGGUUUUAGGUUCGAAUUUCGUAGACAGCAAAUUCGAUAUCAAUUUAGAUUACCCAUUAUGUGGCUUAGCCGAACUCACCCUCUACUUUGGUCGUCAAAGCUGAUUUGGUGUUAUCUUUUUUGCCGAGACAAUCAUAUAUCGUCGGAAACAUGUGGAAAUGUAGUUUUCAAUGCAAUAAACAGUGCAUUAAACAAAUUUUUGUGUGAAUAGAUAUAGCAAAACACUGCUGCGAAAACAAAAUCAUGUAUAGUUGCCGGAUAAAUCGGAGUUCAUUAUUUUGUGCUCGUAUUUUCAAGCCUUAUAUUGUUGGAAGACACUUUCAGUCAAGUUUUCAAUUCUUCUUCGUGCUGUUGCGAAAACAGAAUUAGUAUUAUCAUACCUAUUUUUGGUUUCACACUUUUUUCAUUCCAUGCGUUACGAUUGUAUGUUUGUAAAAACUCCUAGGCAUUGCUGUAAUUUCAGCUUGUUAAAUAAUUAUAAUAAGAUUCUGGAA
Malus domestica (apple) is the source of this 2301-nucleotide messenger RNA. Its product is annotated as methyl jasmonate esterase 1-like. Gene Ontology annotation, biological process: salicylic acid metabolic process; jasmonic acid metabolic process. Gene Ontology annotation, molecular function: methyl salicylate esterase activity; methyl jasmonate esterase activity; methyl indole-3-acetate esterase activity. The record is from RefSeq and is a predicted model, not a curated record. NCBI's taxonomy places the organism in Eukaryota, Viridiplantae, Streptophyta, Magnoliopsida, Rosales, Rosaceae.